Messenger RNA from Prorocentrum cordatum, 1893 nucleotides. The record is from the annotation of a GenBank genome assembly. Lineage: Eukaryota; Dinophyceae; Prorocentrales; Prorocentraceae.
AUGGAUUGGGUAGGCGCCGUGGACGUCGUGCAGCACAUGGCGCGGGCCCUCGUGUUCAAGACGUGCGGGGUCGGCAUGGAGUCCGAGCUCCAUGAGGCGUGCGCGCAGAUGAACCUCCCCCUUAACGCGGGCAAGAGCGUUGUCGCGUCGGUGCACGGCGCGUUGUUCGGCGGCGAAGUCGACGGCAUUCGCGGUUGGCUGUCGCACUCGAGGGAGGUAUGCGGGUCGCUGGUUGCCAAAGCGGCGGCGCUAUUAGGCAUGCCAGUCUGGCGCAGCGGGCCGCUUCAACACUGGAUCGGCUGUUUCUGCUUCGGCGCCUCGUUCCGCAGGCCUCUCUUUGCCGUGCUGCAGGAUGCUUUUUCUUUCGCCGCUGCGGUAGAGAACGAGGCGAGCGCCCCGGAUGUGUCGCGCGGCGACGAGAUCUUGGGAGCGGCUAUUCUGGCGCCGCUCAUGUUCACGAACCUGCGGGCCCCCGUCCGCGCCGCGGUCAGCUGCAGCGAUGCGUCCGAGGCCGGCGGGGGCGCCGCCGAGGCCACCGACUUCGUAGACUCCCUCGGGCGCGAGUUCGAGUGCCAGGCCGAAGCCCUCGUAGCCAAGAGGGCGGAGGAGUCGGCCUGGGCCGACGCGGGCGUGUUCGAGGGGCGCUGCGUGAUGGGCUGCGCCGGCGGAUCCGCCGCGCAGGUAGCCGCGCGCCACUUUAGGCGCGGGCGCCAUGCGUGCAGCUUGGAUUCCCUCUUGAGGCAUGCGUGCGGGCAGCAUGCGGUCAGAAGUGCAUUCGUGGAGGUGUGCUCUGCGCAUGGCUCUCCAGAACUUUCCUGGGCCGUUGCGCGUCGUGCGGUCUACGUGCUGCCCCCGACGCAGCCGGGCCGCGUCCCCGAGGCAGCUUGGGCCCACUGGUCUGGCAUUGUGGCGUGGACUCAUGAGGCCCAGGCUCAGGCGUGGAGGCCCGCGAGCUCACGGCGCGCCGUCCGGGGCCGUGCGCGCCCGCUCGGGCUUCCCCAUCUGCCGCAUAGAUUACAAGCCGUCGUGAGCAAGGGCACCCGCGAGGCAAUGACUGCCUCGCGAUCAAUCGAGUCGCAACUCUGCAACUGCAGAGUUGGAUCCUUCAUGCACCUCGUCGACAGCUUUAUCUGGCACCUUCCCCUCGCGCGGACGCUCCUGAGCUUCCCGGGGGUGUCCUUGGACCCAGUGCGUGGUGACGCUACUGUGGACCUCCGUGUCUUGCACUGCUCCCAGGCGCUGCACCAGAAGAUCCUCGCAGGCGGAGUCGACCAACAGGUGGAUUGGCGCACGCUGCUGGCAGCGGCUGUCCAUGAAGAUCUUGCCAGGGCAGAUGCGGCGGCAAUUCCAGCGGCGACAUCCUUGGGGGAAGGCUGGGCGCGGGCAGCGCUCGGGUCGAGCACGGCUCGAUUGCGGCUCUCGGCCGAGAUGGGCCUUGCAGCGGCUGCAAUUUCGGGUCAGUUGGCCAGCGUGCGACAAGGUGUCGAAAUGGAGCACCUGCGAGGCUUGCUACGGAAUGCCGACUACAAAGGUUCUGACGUGCGCCUGGUCACGGGGGAGCUGGUUGAUGGCUGCCGGCAGGCCGCCGAGUAUGUCAACCACGUGUGCCAGGAGGGGGAGCCGCGCGGCUACGCCGCCACAUUCGUGUCGGGCCUCAAGCGGUUGUACCCGAAGUGCCGCAAGCGUCUCGACAUUGCAACCCAGUAUUGCAAGAAUUGGACAAAUACUUUGCGCAGGAAGCGUGCAAUGCCACUGCCCGCCAAUGUCGUCGUGGGUAUGGCGGGUAUGGCCUACGCCUUCGGGGAGGACUGGAUUGGCAUCUCCUUCCUCGUCGGCUUUUUCGGCCUCUUGCGCACGGGCGAGUUGCUUGGCCUGACGGUGGGCCACAUCAAG